Molecule: messenger RNA, 747 nt
Organism: Hemisphaericaspora subhashii
Lineage: Eukaryota; Fungi; Ascomycota; Pichiomycetes; Serinales; Debaryomycetaceae
Exons: 2
Coding region: 1-747 (248 amino acids)
Source: RefSeq, a predicted model, not a curated record
AUGAAAUCAUCAUAUAAUAUAUACAAAAGAUUCAUAUUAUUGUUUCUAUUUAUGAUCCAUUCUGUGAACUGUAUUGGAUUAACAAUACCACCAAUUAAAGAUGGACAUAAGAAACAAUUAAGUUCAAUAAAUAACUUGGAGAAUUGUGUUUCUUAUCAAACUAAUGUACAAGAUAUCAUAUUAAUAUCAAUUAAACUGAAUGAAAAGAUUACCAGUCAAUUAUUAAAUUUAAAUAUAUUUGAUAAUUUAGGUAAUCAAUUAAGAAAACAAAAGAAUAUAGGAUCAAGAGAAAUUGAUUUAAUAAUCACUAAUGUUGAUAAUAAAUUAAGUUCUACACCCAAGGAUAAACGAGAUGAACUGGCUAAAUCAAUUAUAAAUAUAUUUGAAUUAACGGUUGAAGUUAAACAAAAUAUAAAAACAACUGAUUAUAAUUUAUAUAAGAAAUAUUUUAGUAAUAACAAAAAGGGAAAGCAACAACAAGAAGAAGAAGAGUUUACUCAAGAAUCAUUUGAUAAUUCAGUUGGAUCAGUUAAACAAGAAUUGAAAAAUAUUGUUGAAAAUUUGCAUUCGCUGCAAUCAAUAUUACAAGAAUUGAUGGAAGUUGAAUAUAAAUUAAGAGAUACUAAUGAAGAAAUUUAUUCUGAUUAUACCUUGAUUAGAAUUAUCAUAAUUUCUUGUAUUAUAUUAUUUGGAUUAACUCAAGUGGUUUAUAUUAAAAGUUAUUUAAAGAAUAAGAAUUUAUUGUAA